Messenger RNA from Arachis stenosperma, 1156 nucleotides. RefSeq names its product agamous-like MADS-box protein AGL80. Gene Ontology annotation, molecular function: RNA polymerase II cis-regulatory region sequence-specific DNA binding; DNA-binding transcription factor activity, RNA polymerase II-specific; protein dimerization activity. The transcript has 2 exons. The coding region runs from base 102 to 821 and encodes 239 amino acids. Lineage: Eukaryota; Viridiplantae; Streptophyta; Magnoliopsida; Fabales; Fabaceae. The record is from RefSeq and is a predicted model, not a curated record. Gene Ontology annotation, biological process: positive regulation of transcription by RNA polymerase II.
AGGACUUAUCUAAAAUUGAUUUGGCUAUCUCAAAUUGAACUAUAUAAAUAAGCACUUGUUAAACAAGAAGAUCACAAGAAAAAAACGUUUCGUUUUUAAGCAUGACUAGAAAGAAGGUGAAAUUGGCUUUCAUAGUGAAUGAUUCUGCAAGAAAGGCAACUUUCAAGAAAAGGAAGAAGGGACUAUUGAAAAAAGUUGAUGAACUCAGUACCCUUUGCGGGAUUGAUGCAUGUGCUAUCAUCUAUAGCCCGUAUGAUCCUCAACCAGAGGUUUGGCCGUCGCCAUUGGGGGUUCAACAAGUGCUUUCCAAGUUCAGGAGGAUGCCUGAAAUGGAGCAAAGCAAGAAGAUGGUGAACCAAGAGAGUUUUCUAAGGCAGAGGAUCGCGAAGGCGACAGAGCAGUUGAAGAAGCAGACCAAAGAAAAUAGAGAGAAGGAGAUGACCCAGCUCAUGUUUCAGUACCUUGGUGAAGGUAACAUCAUGCACAAUGUGAACAUGCUUGAUUUGAACGAUCUUGCAUAUUUGAUUGAUCAGUAUUUGAAGGAUAUCAAUAGAAGGAUUGAAUUGUUGACAAGAGAGUCUCAGUCUCAGAGUCAACCCCCAAUGCCACCACCACCGGUAGUUAAAGAUGAGGUGGCAAAUGUUGAAGAAGAGGGACAAGGGAGCCAUGCCCAGCAAGGUUUGAACAUCAACAUGGAUUCCAUGCAACCAAAGGAAAAUUGGUUUGUCAAUUUGAUGAGUGGUGCUAAUGUGGAUCAGCCACAUGUAUUUGGAGAUGCUAAUCAACAGAGUGGAUUUUGGCCUAACACAUUUUUCCAUUGAAACAAACAAACGAAGAAAUUCAAGUGUUAUAAGUGUGGGUUCCUUUGUUGGAGUUGGAUCUUUUCAUGUUUAAAAUAAAUAUGAUUUGGCAUAUGCAUAUUUUUUUAUGAGAUGAUUGCUCUUAGAAAAUAAAAUAUUAAAAAGAUAAGCAAUCAGUAAUAGAGAUAUGAUUAUGACCUUGUUAUGUUCAUUUUGAACAUUAGAAGAUCUAGUUCCUUUUGUUAUGUGUUUAUAUGUGAAAAUAAGUGACCAUGUGCUGGUGGUCUAUGACUCUUAAGUUUGGCUUGUUUUUCUCUUUGUUAUGUCGCUCUCUGUUUUAGUUUGAUAAACGGACU